AUGACGAAGGCGUACGCCAAGCCCAAGGAAAUGGCAGAGCUGGUGGGCACCCAGGGCUGGAUGGACGAUGCGCUGAGCUCCAAGGAUGAGCUGAAGGCAGAGAACGGCAGGCAAGGGCCUUUCGGGUUGGUGCCGGGCUUGAACGAAGAGCACGACAGCAUUGAGGAGGAAGAGGAGGAAGAGGAUGACGGGGAGAAGCCGAAGAGAAGAGGACCAAAGAAGAAGAAGAUGACCAAGGCCAGGUUGGAGAGGUUCAGGGCUCGGCGGGUGAAAGCCAACGCUCGGGAGCGCACACGGAUGCACGGACUGAACGAUGCCCUGGACAACCUGAGGAGGGUGAUGCCCUGCUAUUCCAAAACCCAGAAGCUGUCCAAGAUCGAGACGUUGAGGUUGGCCAGGAAUUACAUCUGGGCUCUGUCAGAGGUGCUCGAAACGGGGCAGACUCCGGAAGGAAAGAGCUUCGUGGAAAUGCUCUGCAAAGGUUUAUCCCAGCCCACCAGCAACCUGGUGGCCGGCUGCCUGCAGCUGGGGCCGCAGACCUUAUUCCUGGAGAAGCACGAGGAGAAGACCCCCGCGUGCGAGUCGGCCAUUUCCAGCCACUCCUUCGCCUACCAAUCCCCAGGGCUGCCCAGCCCGCCCUACGGCUCGAUGGAAACCCACCUGUUGCACCUAAAGCCCCCCGCCUUCAAGAGUUUGGUGGAUGCAUCUUUUGGGAACCCCCCCGACUGCACCACUCCCCCUUACGAGGGUCCUCUCACGCCGCCCCUGAGCAUCAGUGGGAACUUCUCCUUGAAGCAGGACGGCUCUCCAGAGCUGGAUAAGCCCUACGCCUUCAUGGCUCACUACCCUUCGGUCAGCCUGGCUGGGGCACACGGACAUCCCACCCACUUCCAAAACGCAGUGCCCCGCUAUGAGAUCCCCAUAGACAUGAGCUACGAGUCCUACCCUCACCACGUGGCCGGGCCUCAGCUCAACGCCAUCUUCAACGAGUAG
Messenger RNA from Lagopus muta (rock ptarmigan), 993 nucleotides. RefSeq names its product neuronal differentiation 4 (gene NEUROD4). The record is from RefSeq and is a predicted model, not a curated record. Gene Ontology annotation, biological process: regulation of DNA-templated transcription; nervous system development. Gene Ontology annotation, molecular function: protein dimerization activity. The coding region runs from base 1 to 993 and encodes 330 amino acids. The transcript has a single exon. NCBI's taxonomy places the organism in Eukaryota, Metazoa, Chordata, Aves, Galliformes, Phasianidae.